AUGACAACACCAAAUGAAUCAAGAAAAUGUGAUUAUUCAUCAAGUUUUAUCCCACGACCUCCACCACCGGACUUAUUAUUUCCACAUUUAUGGGGAAUAGAAAACAAUUGUAAUUAUUCAUUGUCUUCUCUAUCUUCUUUAGUUUCCUCUUCAUUGUCAUCGUCGUCAUCAUCAUCGUCGUCGUCGACAUCAUCAUCACCGUCAAUGUCUCUAUCUUCAUUCAUAUCUACAAUAUCUACAUCAGUUUAUACAACGAAUUGUUCAACCUCUUAUACAUAUUCAAAUCAACAUAAUCCUAUUACAAAUAUAGAUAAUUUAACAAAUAAAAAAAGACUAUCUGCAUUUAAUCCAUUACCAAUAAAUUUAAGUACAAAUAUGAAUCUAUUAAAUAAACGAGAAUUUCCUUUUAAUAAUCAAGAGUUUACUUCGAAUCAAUUAACUUCAUAUUGUAAUUCUUUAUGGUUAGAUUAUUACUAUUAUUAUUAUCAUCAUCAUCAUGAUCGUCGUCGUCGUCAUCAUCAUGAUCUUCAUGAUGAUCAUCAUGAUCACCAACAUGAUCAUGAUCAUCAGAAUCAUUAUCAUUCACAAUCUAAUUAUCAUUAUGAAUUGAAUAGACCAACAAAAGUAUUUUUAACUAAUGAUAAUUAUAAUCAAUUAACAAUGAUUAAUAAUAAUGGAGAAAAUGAUAGUUCAUUAUAUAAUUAUCAAUCAUUUAAUAAUAAUGAACAGAUCUAUUCAAAACUUAAAGUUACAAAACAUUUGAAUGGGGAAAAUAACUUUAAUGUUAAAAGUAUUAGUACUAUUACUACUACUACUACUACGACGACGACAACGACAACAACGACGGCAACAACGACGACGGCGACAACGACGACGACGAUAACUACUACUACUACUACAACUAAUACUACUUCUAUUUCAACAAUACCGAUAAUUGAUACUCCUAACAUAUUUAUGAAUUUCAAUGAUAAAUUUAAUGUUAAAACAUGUAAAUCUACAAAAAUCAUUUCAAAAUUUAAUAAAUAUGAUAAAUCUUUAAAAUAUCAUAAAUCAAUAAAAAAACGGAACAAACAAUCGAUAAUCGAUAAUAAUCAUAAUCAUAAUAAUAAAUCCAUACAAAUGUCUCUUAACAACAAUGUAAAUCAAAUAGAUAUACAUACAAAUAUUGAUUAUGAUAAUAAUCAUGAUCGUGAUCCUGACAAUAAUCUGAUUCAAAAUAAUAAUAAUAAUAAUAAUAAUAAUAAUACUAAUCAUAAUCAUCAUAAACAAAAACCAUUUGAUGAAUAUUCAAAUAUCGAUGAUGAAGAUUAUGAAUUAGAUCAUGAACAAGAAGAUAAUGAAGAGGAAGAAGAAGAUGAAGAAGAAGAAGAAGAAGAAGAGGAAGAAGAAGAACGAGUACAACAACAUCAACAUCAACAACAACAAUUUAAUAAUUAUAAUAUAGAAAUUCAAUUAAAAACAAAUCAAUUAAUGGAAUGUGUUGUAUGCGGUGAUAAAAGUAGCGGUAAACAUUAUGGUCAACAUACAUGUGAAGGAUGUAAAAGUUUUUUUAAACGUUCUGUAAGACGUAAAUUAAAUUAUACAUGUCGUGGUAAUAAACAAUGUCCAAUUGAUAUACAUCAUCGUAAUCAAUGUCAAUAUUGUCGUUUUCAAAAAUGUAUACAAGUUGGAAUGCGUAAAGAAGGUUUGAAUCAUUAA
Molecule: messenger RNA, 1698 nt
Organism: Schistosoma spindalis
Lineage: Eukaryota; Metazoa; Platyhelminthes; Trematoda; Strigeidida; Schistosomatidae
Source: the annotation of a GenBank genome assembly